AUGCUUGCGGUACCAUCUGAGCGGUACGAGGUGGACCCCGAGCUGGCCAAGGCGCUGGAGAUCAUCUUCAUCCUGCACCUCGACCACGAGCAGAACGCAUCCACGUCCACCGUGCGCACGGCAGUGCCCUCUGACUUCAAGGACCAAACCGCCUUUCGCAGCAACCUGCUGUCGCGGCUCACGCUCGCGCCGCGCCUCGCCGCGCUGGCCGAGCGGCUGUCGGCCGGCUCGCUGCCUCACCAGCAGCCGCUGCCGCAGCGGCACCCAGGCGACCUUGACCCCUCCUGGUGCGACAGCCUGCCCCCGGUCGUCACCGUCGGUCUGGCUCUGGGCGCAGCGGCCCUGACCGCCUGCGGCGCGGCUGCCCUGGUGAUGGGCGGCUUGCGUGCCAGCAGGCCCUAG
Messenger RNA from Chlorella variabilis, 402 nucleotides. RefSeq lists its product as hypothetical. NCBI's taxonomy places the organism in Eukaryota, Viridiplantae, Chlorophyta, Trebouxiophyceae, Chlorellales, Chlorellaceae. Bases 1 to 402 code for a protein of 133 amino acids. Gene Ontology annotation, biological process: tricarboxylic acid cycle. The transcript has 5 exons. Gene Ontology annotation, molecular function: acyltransferase activity, acyl groups converted into alkyl on transfer. The record is from RefSeq and is a predicted model, not a curated record.